AUGCCUGUCGAAAACCCAACCCUGCGAGCUGAACUUCAACUUCUCGCCCCGCAAAAAGAGCGGAAACCUGAAAAUAAUAAAAGUGGAGGUUCUCAGUCAAAGCGUCUGAGGGUGGAAAUCCCUCAUGAUCUAAAUUUGGAUAGGAUAUACAAUCCUAAAUAUUCGGUACUUCAAUUGAUGUCUACCAGACGCAGGCCUCGCCCCUCAAGCAACCCUCCAAGACCACCUAAUGCUUACUUCUUGCUGAAGAAUUGUUAUAUGCUCGAGCUGCGCGCGCUCGGGUAUCGUUAUACGAUGCCCGAGCUGUGCAUUCAGUCCAAGAGAGUCUGGAGGGAGUGUCCUCAGGAGGUUAAGGACCGAUAUGAUAAGAUUCAACUACAGGUCCAAUGUAUCCACAACGAAAUGUAUCCCGGGUACAAGUUUAGGCCAAAGAAGAGGAAUACCUUCAAGAUGCAUGUAUUCCCAAACAAAAUGAAUGAAAAUGUCUCUUCAUUCAGCACCACUAAUUACUUGAAUGCGAAUCAUCCUCCUUUGGAAAACUACCUCUCUUCCGAGCCUGGAUUCUCCUCUGCCGCCUCAGAGGGUUCCAAUUUAGAAACAAACUCACCGGUAAUCUCCGAAACUUUUCAACCAACCCUCUCGUCGUCUGACCCGACUUUGGUUCAGAUCAAUUAUGACAAUGCAGAAGAAAAUCACCGACAAAUUCUGACAUCGGGAUAUCAGCAGGAGGAUGAAUUUGUUCAAUAUAAUGCGACAGACUGCUUAUUCUAUUCCUUCUAUUUGGGGGAAAGCUAUGACUUCUUUGGAAUUUCGUAUGAUGGGACAUACGUCAAUUCCGCUGAUUCUCUAGAUUAUUAUCCGCAUCAUUCUUUAGAAAAUUAA
Acaulospora colombiana is the source of this 882-nucleotide messenger RNA. NCBI's taxonomy places the organism in Eukaryota, Fungi, Glomeromycota, Glomeromycetes, Diversisporales, Acaulosporaceae. The record is from the annotation of a GenBank genome assembly.